CUGGUCUCGCUUGUCUCUGCUUUUUAUUUAGCCAGCUACCAAGUUGCGACAUUUCACUUCACGCCGCUUCAUCGUUUUGUUUCCCCGCAUAAUAUUUUGGGAUAAAUGCACGACGUAUCGUUUUUUAAACUGUUAUCAUAAAUGUAAGUGAUUCAAUUUUUCCAGCACAAUUAACAUUCGCUCUAAGUAUGGCGUAUUCAGAAUUGGUAAAAUAAUUAUCGUAUCGUGACAUGAACAUUUAUUUAGCAUGCUGUAAUAAGUAAGAAGACAACGUGUUGAAGACAGGAUUAGGCUAUUUAUCAGACCUUCCGAGCGUGUACAGACAGGUUUUUACGGCAGGGGAGCCACAUGAAGAGGUCAAUAAAGAGGAUGACGAAGACGGAAGGAUAAACGACAAGAGACAGCCAGGGAAGGAAGAAACGUGGAGAAGGAGGGAUGAGAAAGAGACUAAAAUAAGAGGAGGAAGUGGAACUCCAAAGUGCCUAAGAAGACUGAGUGGGUGCCUGACGUUCUGGUCUGGAGUGUUUGGCUGGCUGGUGGCCUGCUGCCUCUGUGUACUGCUGCUGUCUGCAUAGGACAGGCUCCUGGCCCUGCUAGCCUGACCAGCCAUACUAAACGCUACAGAGGCCGUGUCACAGUUCUGGAUAUUUGGGGUGGUUUUUGGGGUUUCUGUCUGAAGAAUGGAGUGACCAGCGCGCGCAAUACAGAGACAGACAGACUGACGGACAUAAGAAGAGGAAGCUGUCAUUGGAAGGUCUCUCUCUAGGACAAUGCAUGUCUGAACUAUAUAUCUCAGCAUGCCAGAGUAAGGUCCCCCAAUUUCGUCCUUUUUCUAUGAGACAGAGCUGGCCUCUGCUCACCUCUAUCUCUGAGAACUCCUCCCAUCGUCAGUGGAUCAGGGAUCUGCACCGUACCCAAGAAAACCCACUACUCCAGCCUCCAUACCCAGAAACUCAAAGUCAUUUCAAAGGACCAGCUUAUUCAUUGUAUCCAGUAUAACUAAGUCUUUCAUUUAAUUUCACGCACUCAUCUCCUCUUGUCUUGCCAAGGAGUUUCCAAUUUAUUUUCGUCUGCAUUAGGGCUUUUUGUUUGUGCACUAAGUCCCGAUUGUGUCCAACCCUAGACCCCACUCCUUUAUCCACUUGCCCCUUCUUGUCCCGAGGGGCUGUAAUGGCAGUCAAUAUGGGAAGUAUGGCCAUGGGCCGGGACACUAAGUGGUUGACCCUAGAGGUGUGUCGAGAGUUUCAGAGGGGUACCUGCUCCCGCUCGGACGCUGAGUGUAAGUUCGCCCACCCAGCCAGGAGCUGCCACGUGGACAAUGGCAGAGUCAUCGCCUGCUUCGACUCACUCAAGGGACGCUGCACGCGUGACAACUGUAAGUACCUGCACCCCCCUCCCCACCUCAAGACCCAGCUGGAGAUCAACGGGAGAAACAACCUGAUCCAGCAGAAGACAGCAGCGGCCAUGUUGGCCCAACAGAUGCAGUUCAUGCUGCCAGGAGCCCAGUUGCAGCCCAUAGUGAAUAGCCCACACUACACAACUACGUUCCCUAUGACUCCCAGUAUGUCGUCCCUGGCCACCAGUCCCAGUAUGGCGUUCAGCCCGUAUCUGAGCCACAUGGGGCCAGGGAUGGGCCUGAUGCCUGAGCUGCUACACCAGGCCCCCCUGCUGGUCCCAGGGAGCCCCACCAGCCUCCAGGUCAUGGGCAACAGCAGCUCCCAGCAGAAACACAUGCGGACAGACAAGCUGGAGGUAUGUCGUGAGUUCCAGAGGGGUAACUGCACGCGGGGCGAGGGCGACUGCCGCUAUGCCCACCCUAUGGAGGCAGCAAUGGUGGACGGCAGUGAAAACUCAGUCAUCGUCUGUAUGGACUACAUCAAGGGCCGCUGCUCCAGGGACAAAUGCAAGUACUUCCACCCCCCUGCCCACCUGCAGGCAAGGAUUAAGGCCGCCCAGCACCAGGCCAGCCAAACCGCCAACGCCAUGGCCCUGCCCCAUGGGGCAAUGCAACAGCUACCAAAGAGGCCCACCUUAGAGAAGAGUAACGGGGGUGGUGCUGUGUUCAACCCCAGCAUGUUCCACUAUCAGCAGGCCCUGGCUAACAUGCAGCUGCAGCAGCCAGCCUUUAUCCACCCUGGGCUUAUGAAAGGGCCGGCCCCGCUAGCAGUGGAUGGCCAUUGGGAGAGGCGGGACUGGAGCAGCUGCAGGCACCCCCACAGCCGCCUCUUGUCAGCGCCUGGAUUCACUGUACCCAUGAUGCACGGUGCCACCACCUCCACUGUUUCGUCGGCCUCGACCCCAGUCACCAAUGUUCCUUUCGCAGAAUCAGCCUCCUCCAAUCAGUUGUUUUCUAGGUUUCAUUUCUCCUCUUCCCCUCUCCCUUUCUCCUCUCUCUCUCUCUCUCUCCCCCUUUUUCUCUCUGUCUCUCUCUCAUCUCCUCCAGUAGACCCUUCAGAGGUUCUGAGUGCCGACCCAGUGGACCUUCAGUGCGUCCCCAUGGAAGCCCACUUCUGCCCUCUCCCCAAACUCCUGAUGGCUGCUCCGGUGGCACUGAACCCAGUAACCCUCCCGUGAAACCCCAGUUAAAGCACCCGACAACACCAUCAAACCCUUAGUCAUCCCCAACCAACCAACCCUGCCCCAAAAAUACCACAGUCAACUAUUUGAAUGCAACAAACAUGUGCCUAACCUACAGUGCACCCCAAGUGAGAGGUAGUGUUAUACUCAUUAAGGAGGUAUUCACAUAAUAAAGAAGUUGACAAGGAUUUAUUGACAUUUAUCACAGGCAAUACUAAAGCUUGGACCCAUUACUGUUGAUGUAAAGCCAGCCCAGACUGAUGCACAUUGACUUGAAGGAGCAGACUGAAGGAGAGGCUCCCCAGUUCUUACAGCCAUACAAACCCACACCUUUAACACACAAAUACACAUACACACUAAAAACAGCAAAUCCUCUUGGAGACUAAGCUGAGGAUAUGAGGCGUAAGGUCGUAUAAUCUUACACAGCUGACUGUUCCCUCAAAGUCAGACAGUCUGGAAAGAAAAUGAGUGACAAGUCAGACAAGAAGAAAGAAGUAGUCUGCAGAGGUUGGAUCAUUCUUGAAGUAGUCUGCAGAGGUUGGAUCAUUCUUGAAGUAGUCUGCAGAGGUUGGAUCAUUCUUGAAGUAGUCUGCAGAGGUUGGAUCAUUUUAGAAGUAGUCUGCAGAGGUUGGAUCAUUUUAGAAGUAGUCUGCAGAUGUUGGAUCAUUUUAGAAGUCGUCUGCAGAGGUUGGAUCCUGUAGAUCAUUCUAGAAUGCAAUGCCGUUUUCUUCAUCUUUUCUUUUUCACUUCAAAGAAAUGUGUUGCGUCCCAUUUAAUGUUUACAGUACGUUUCAAGACGGCUGAAGCUUAAAAGCAGUGUGUUAUUAUGUGAGCCAUUUCCUUAGUUCAGAGAGGCUAAGCUCCUAUGGUUCCAAUUCAAAAAUCUCACCCAAGGUCUCAUAUAUGAUGUUCAUUUGUCUGUGCCUUUUGAGUUCCCAGCUAUGUAGGAGAUUUGAUGUCUUAUCCCAAAACAACUGAAGUCAAUGACUUAAAACCCAAUAGCCUUGAUCUCAGACAAAGUAUAGAGAAGUGUUUCUAUUGACACACAAGUCUAUAGCUCCUCCUGUGUAUAUAUUGCCUGUCGAAAGGUCUCUCUGUUCAGGAGGACUAGGUCCUGUGACAAGCUCUCUUCAUGAGAUGAUUUUUGGGUCGUUACACGAAUAGAGUGCCUUUCAAUUGAACUGUUAGAUCACGUACAUCGAUGCUCUAACUAGUCUCGUCAAUCCCAGACCUCGGGCAACAGCACUGGGAAUCAUGAAAAGGAAAUUGUCCUCUUCAGACAGACCAAUCACAAGUUUGGGUAGGCGGGGCUUAGAAUGCAGGCAGGAAUUGUGAAGAACUCUUACCAUGGCCUGUAGAGCCAGACAUGCCAGAACUUCGCAAUUUGAAACCAAAGUUUGCAGGCAAAACCUUUUCAGUGGUUUUAGUGAAGGUAGUUGAUGCAAACUAGCCACUUGUGAAAUACACUCAUUAAAACAACCUCUGUGAGCUCCAACUUGUUAGCUACUAUUUUGGGCAACAAGCGAAUAAGGCAGUGACGUAAGAAAGAAGGAAAUCCCAACUCCACCUUUUACUCUAUGUCAAAUUGACUUUGUCUUAGUACAGACGUGUAUGCUGGAAAACUGGUGCGUUGUGGGAGGCAACCCAUCUGUUUAGAGAGACUAUGCUCUAACUUAACAAAAACCAUUUUCAUUCAAAUAAGUUAUUUGUUUUCUCUGAAAAUCCACAUUUUGCCAUGUCCCAUGUCUUGUUUGUCCAACUUCUAGGAAGAUUUUAACUCACUUAACCCCAAGUUUUUCAGAUGUUUUCAUGGUCAUUUCUGAAGAUGUUUUACUUAUUUAAUGUAAUUCCCCCUCUGACAUCAUUGAACGUCUGUGCACGCAUGAUAGAACAUCAAUGUACUGCUAUUUUAUUUUACCACGAUGCCGGAUGCUCCUCUCCUCCGAUUAAUCAACAAAACAAAAACAAUAUCACCUUUGCUCGGGCCGAAGAAUGGCGCUGUUAUUCCCCUUGUGUGGAUUUCAACUUUAAACCUCUUGAGAUGGGAAAACAUGUUUGUUAUGAAUUUCAACAUGUGCUCCUCAUGACAGAAUGUUACAAUUAAGUGAAAGCGUUAUUUUUGACAAAAUUACACUUCCCAAAAGGUCAUCUAUUCGUGGAAGGACACAUUAUUGAAACCAAAAAUGAAAUUCAAUGGCGAAAUCUGAAAUAAUACUUAUUAAUAUUUCUUGAACUUUCUGGAACCACUGCAGAGGCUGCAUCAGGGGAGUUGCUUUGCUUGUCUGAAAGGUCUAGCAUGCUUACCUGUGUGCCAAUGAUUCUAUAAUGGAGGUUUGUCUGUGCCAAUCAUUGGUGUAUACUGUAUCCUGAAUAGAAUUCCCUUACUGUUGUCGGAUUGAUAUCUGAGUGGAUGUUUCCCCUUCAAUGAGCCUUUCUCUGUCAGACGUCAACUGAUAUUUGCAGAUAUUUUUUGGGGUCAAUCUCCUGCAUUCAUAGUAGUAUGUUUAAGUAAGUGGUAUACAUUUUUCUAUAUGUUGUGUUAAGAAUAUUUUAAUGGAAUGGAUUUGACAAAAAAAUGUGGUUCUGCAGGGAGUAUAUUGAGUAAGCUUGAAAUUGUUCUGUCUGUAAAACAUGUAUUUGAUCAUAGUCACUGUGUCCUUACUUUCAAUCAUCAGCAGACUUUAAAUGCUACAAAUAUAGUGACCUGGUGGGACAGUACCGACCUAAGUGGAGGAAAUAGAAGGAGAUAGUGAGAGACUGAAAGAGAAACUGAUCAGUUCUGGAGUCAAGUAUUUGGUCUUAAAAUAGUAUCCAGAAUUAUUACAAAAUGGAGCAGAAUUGCUAUGAAAAUGGAUAGAGACAAUACAUUAGCUGAUAUGUUUAGGUGAGUUUUAAUGUGCCUCUCUCACUCGUUUUCAAGUCUUCUGAAACCAAUCACUGUCCAUACACUGUAAUAACUGACUUUUCAGUCUUUUCAAACAGAUGAUACGUUGACUAGCACUGCCUGUCUGGCGCCAUUGAUCUGUCGUGUCUCUGUAGUUUCUUCGUUGAAACAGCUGUGCUGUCUCAUCUUUUGAUGAGAUAAAAAAGGUAAUUAGCCUGAGUGGGUGGCGUGUUUAAAUGUUUUCAUUAAUGACACUGAAUCACUGAGUUGGACGUGGAAAUGUUGAGACGUUUUCCACAUCUUGGGGGAAAUGGAUAUUGACAGGAAGCUAUUCAUGUUUAAGUCAUGUCAUUUACGUGGUGAAUGUAUCUAAUAGCGCAAAACUCUAGCGGCAUGUUGAAAUGUAAUGAUUCACUAUAUAGGCUAUUUCUAUUAAGAGGUCAAAUGCAAACCACGUUAAGAAAACAUACUGUGUUAAGAAAUGUUUUAAGUAUGUGUGUGUAUUGUUAUAUAGGUUUAUGUUUACAUGUUUGUGAGUGUGAUGAGUACUUUCAGAAAUAUAUUUGGACAAGUGUGGUCCCUGCAUUUUCCUCCUUUCUUUGAUGCAUUCAGAUGCAUAUUAGAAAUGGUCCUCUCUUAAUCAAUGAAAUUGAUAUUAGAAUGUCUAGACAUAUUCAUUUUGUCUAAAUUGUAUAGCUUUGAAGGACUUGCGUUGCCCAGCCAAGAUGAAAAUCUAUCUUCUCUCUCUCCCCCCCUCUCUAUGUCACAUCAUUAUGCCUUCUCCAACUGCUAUCCAGCUGGAAAUAACAAAAUACUUGAUUUAAGAAAAAGAAAAUGUGCCUCGUGGGGGGGGCGUUAGCAUUUUAAGUAAACUUACAUGUUUAAGAGGUGUGUUUUCCUUGUACAAGAACAUAGUUAACUAGAGUAAUUGUAGUGUUGUUGGUACAAAUAUAUGAUUCUUUCUUUCUUCAUCCUUUACCAGUAUGUUCCAAAGUUUCUCCCUCUCUAAAUGGUACUUGAUCGAAUUUCCGUCACAUUUUUUGUCUUUAUUCCUAAAUCACAAUAUCAAAGAUGUGACUAUUUAUGGACAGAACUGUUAGUGGUAUUUUCACCCAUUUAGAUUUGUUUUUAUUGUUUUAUUCGACAUUUGAAAAAAGUCAUAGCAUGAAAGUAAGAUAAUCUUCAUUGAUACUUAAUUAAUAGUUGGUGUAGUUUCCAUUUAAGAAAAACUAAAAAUAGAAAUUAUAUAAAAAAAUAUAUACAUUUGUAUCUAUACAAUGAUAGAUUCAUUGUUACUUAUUAAUAGUACGUUGUUGUUGUUGCUGUGGCAACAGAACGACAACAUGGCUACCUUUGUCAAUCUUAAUUGUGAAUUUUUUCACAUAUGAAUUGAAAUAAUGUACAACAUUAACUUAUUCAGAAAGGGAAUGUCUUGUUAGAUUGUCUUGGAUUGCAAGAUGAUUGAAUAUUUUGUAAGAAAAAGUCAAGUUAAAUCCUUAAUGUCCAAAGGUCCUCUGGGGAGAUCAGGUGUUUUGUUUGUUUAUCUUUUGGGUUUGAUUCGUUUUUAUUUCUGUAUUUUGUUUUUUUGGAGAGUAAGAACACAUCUCAGCUUUUAAAAUGAUCACCUUAAAUACCAGGAGGGUAAAGAGACUUUGGGACUGGAUACAAGAUUGAAAUAAUUCUGCUAAAUUGAGUCAUUGUAGACUUAUGACCUGAUUUGAUUUGCUGUUUUUGAUCAGCACAUUACAUUGGAGUUGAACUGGCCCAUACAUGCUGUACAGAAUUUGCUAUGCGUCGUCUCUAUGCAUUGUAUUGCCAACAAUUUUCACCUAGGCUCAUAGGCUUAUACUAUAGGCCUUCUGUCCACCUGGACAGGGAGUGCUGAUGUCACCGAGCUCUUGGAUUGGUCCUCAGUAUGAAGUCUCUUUCCCCCUGUGGCCUGCCCAGCUGUGCUGGGAGAUGUUGAUGCUCGCUGGAGCUUUAAGGGAUUCAACCGGUGUACGAAUGUGUGAUAUUCACCUCGUUUGCACUUAUGUACAUAAGUAAGUCAAAAUAUUCUGAAUUUAUUUUGAAUAAAUAUAGAGAAAAGAACUGAUAAAAAAAAUCUAAUUUACUGUAUUGUUAAGAAAUACAGAUAAACAAUUAUCAUUUUAAUACAGUGUAACAAAAGAGAGUUGUUUUUGAGGGAUGUGUCUUUGGUUUUGUUAUAUAUGUGCCCUGCUCCUAUCAAAACAUGAUGGUGCCUCUGUUAAGAGAAAACAGAAUGUGUCAAAAAGAAGCUUUGUAGUUUGCCAUACUUUAUAGAAGCACAUUUAGAAGUCCAGCUAUGUCUGAUCCUGAACCAGUUUAGUUAUAUAUAUAUAUAUAUAUAUAUUUAGUUAGAACUAUAUGCAUUUAGUUAGAACUAAUAGAACUAUAUGCAUUUAGUUAGAACUAAUAGAACUAUAUGCAUUUAGUUAGAACUAAUAGAACUAUAUGCAUUUAGUUAGAACUAAUAGAACUAUAUGCAUUUAGUUAGAACUAAUAGAACUAUAUGCAUUCAGUUAGAACUAAUAGAACUAUAUGCAUUUAGUUAGAACUAAUAGAACUAUAUGCAUAUAGUUAGAACUAAUAGAACUAUAUGCAUAUAGUUAGAACUAAUAGAACUAUAUGCAUUCAGUUAGAACUAAUAGAACUAUAUGCAUUCAGUUAGAACUAAUAGAACUAUAUGCAUAUAGUUAGAACUUAUGGAACUAUAUGCAUAUUCCCUUUAGUAAACAAAUGAAUGAUAUUUCCAUUUCCAUCAGGUGUUCUCCUGUUUGAUGACACAGUGGCACAGUAAAUCAGAAUGCUAGUUUACAUAAAACUAGGGUUGCAAAGCUACCGGUAAUUUAACGAAGUUACUGGAAUCUUCUGUAUUUUUUGGUAAUUAACAGGUAAUAUAUGGCAAUCUAUGAUAACUUUGGUCAUUUAUACUUGAAUACAUUUUUAAAAACGUAUUCAUAUAUAGUUUUCAUAUUGUCCAUUAGUUUCUAGCAGAUUUGAUUCAAGAGGACAUGUAUUCAAUUAGAAUGUAAUCAACAAUGGCAUUAUUUUCAAUUAACUCUGCAAUGCUUCGAACUAUUGACUAAACUGACACCAGUUUAGCUACAAAACAUUUACAACAAAGACAUAUUGACAUAGUCUUGUAAAAUAAUGAAAAGUGUGUAAAAACAUAUAGAAAGGAUAUUUCAUGCUUAAUCCCUCAUAUUAAACACCAGUGGUAUUCACUAAAUUGAUGGUUUAUAUUUAGAAUAAUGUUUUACAACUUUGCCAUUGUAUUUUUUUAAAUAUUAAAAUCUUCUUAUUUGAUUGUUAUAUAUUUGACAUAUGAUAAGGCCACACAGAGGGCCAGAGAUCAUAACAGACACCUGUGGUCAUCUGAAGUCCCCAGAAGGGCCACUAGAUGUUUUUUGAUAAUUUACAUUAAAUCCUUGAAAUUUACCAAAUUUCAGGUAGUUUACUGGUAAACUUUGAAAUUGCAAUGUAAUAUACCCUUCCUUUGCAACCCUAUAUAAAACUAGAUUGGUUUCAAGAUCCAACCGUGUUAGGAUUUUCAACACUAUCAGUCCCAUCAUUCUGCAUGCAAGUCGAUGUGCAGAAGAACCUGUGAAUUUGGUGGUCCACCUGCUGUCUGUCUAGGAAAUGACAUCCGCUGACAGUCGGAAAAUAAUGGAUGUCAGUUGUGCGCAAAAACAGGAAAUAAUUUGCUACUCAUGUGUAUUUGAUUUGUGAGAAGGGAUUUUUCUUUACUCAUUGUCAUUAUCCAAAAAACAAUCAAUCUGAAUUCUCCACAGGAUUUUAGUCAGAUCUGGAUUUUAAAAAACUGGUUUUACUACAAUCACACACACUUGCGAAACAAACAUCCCUGACGAAAACUUCUGUUCAUGAGAACUUGUACAUUUAAUGCUCUUCAAUUGCUUUGGAAGCCAAUCAUUUUGUUGCCAUGGCACUUGUCCUAGUGGUGGUGGAGGGACUGGGUCUCAGUGGAUUGGUCCAAGGCCUUUCCACUGUAAACAGAGGAGAGGGCAACCUUCCUGUAGACUGGGGGUAAGACUGGGGGUCAAGGCUCCCAAACUUUUAACAACUGAUUCAAAGAUCAGUCUCAUAAUGUACAUCUGUGCGUGUUGAUGUGAAAGCAAAAACAUAACAUCUCAUUCAUGGCAAGUGACCACAGAAUUUGUCCCUUUAAUUUAAAUAACCAUUAGUUGCUUUGGGUGCUUUCUUGGAUAUUAGUUGCCUGUUUCUGCUUGCUUGGCAAGGCAAUGCCAAGGAUUGAACAAACUUGCACCAGGUAAAAUAUUGGGUUUGUUUAAAAGCAUUUCCGUUGGAGAGAAGGCUGUCCAUUAUGCUCCUCUCUCCCCCACUCUAGGACAAAAGUGAAAUUGACUGCUUUGAUUCCUGGUAUGAAAAUGCUUCUCUUUCACUUUCUAUUUAGCUUGUUGUGCUUGUACGUGCUAGAGAACUGUGCUACAUGCCAAUUAUUUUUGCUAUGUAUAAAUAUAUAGGUAUACAUACACAUAUGACUUAUGUUAUUUUUGUUUUACCUUUUAAUAAAGCACUUAAUUGGUGAUCUA
Oncorhynchus masou masou (cherry salmon) is the source of this 10056-nucleotide messenger RNA. It is a transcript of the gene mbnl3, whose product is annotated as muscleblind-like splicing regulator 3. The coding region runs from base 1171 to 2574 and encodes 467 amino acids. The record is from RefSeq and is a predicted model, not a curated record. Gene Ontology annotation, biological process: regulation of RNA splicing. Gene Ontology annotation, cellular component: nucleus. Gene Ontology annotation, molecular function: metal ion binding; RNA binding. The transcript has 10 exons. Lineage: Eukaryota; Metazoa; Chordata; Actinopteri; Salmoniformes; Salmonidae.